Pocillopora meandrina is the source of this 2375-nucleotide messenger RNA. NCBI's taxonomy places the organism in Eukaryota, Metazoa, Cnidaria, Anthozoa, Scleractinia, Pocilloporidae. The record is from the annotation of a GenBank genome assembly.
GCAAGUUUAUUACUCAACUUAUUCGCCUUUCGUUUGCAGCGACUGAGGUCGACUUCGACAACCAGUUGUGGUCUUGACAAUUCAUUACUCGUCCUCAGGCAACUGUUUUGAGAUCAAGGAACAGAAAGCAAGAGGAAAUAAGUCAUUAUUUUCAAGGUUUCAUUGGAACCAUGGCUACCAAGAACUGGACGCUAUUACGCGAAGCGAUUUUGAAAAUGAACAAACAAAGAUACUUGUCUGCGAUGCAGGUUAGAAAUAAGUUCACUACCUCAACGAAUUCAAGAACACUUUAUCAUAACACGAACAAGGUUACUGAUACAGGAUUCCAGAAAAAGGAAAUUAAUAACCCCGGAGAGGGCUUGCAUAGGAAUGAACUCGCAAUUACAGGUAAAGUGAUCAGAUCGAAGUCUUUUUAGUUACGUCUAUGAGCCUGGUGGAAGAACAUUUUUGCUCAUCAUUCUUACAGAUUAUACUUUUGGUGUUACACUAUUUCGCACACGUUGUCUCUAACAUUCUCCGUCAGUCUAAUCAUAAAUAUUUAAGUUAAGAUCAAGCGUUCACUUUUUGUGUACUUUUGUUAUGAGGAAAUAAAAUAGAAGGGAGGAAAGGAGAAACAGUCCACCGAUAGGCGGUUGUUGUUAUAUACCAGUGACCUGAUGAGAUAUAUAUUUAUUCUAUGGUAUAUCUAAUCGUUAGUUAUUUUUUUGCACAUCGCUCCUUUGUAUCGGCUUUACUCUAAUUGGCACAUUGGGCUGGUUUUAAUAGUUUAAAAGCCUUGACGGAAACGGGUCAUGGGAACAAUAGAGGGCUACAGAAUUUUUUAUAUUUACUUGGAUCUUCGUUACUAAAUUGUCCAUCAAAGAAUUAAACAGGAAUCUGUGGUCGUCUCCUCUGCCGGGAUAAACAGAUGUCUAAACCAGUUAUACACUUCAACCAAGGGUUCAGAACCUGACAGAGAAUUAUUGUUUACUGAAUUCAAAUAGAUAAAAGUUGGUAGUAAGUUCUAAGUAAUUUUUUAAUAAAGAUGGCUAUCCGACCACACACUCUAAAAAGUGAAUGGUGGAUCAAAGCCAAGGAAGGAAAUAAGUUUACCCGCUGAAGCACGCAUAGUUUGUAAAAGAGUAACAGCCAAGCUGAGAUACGAUUCACUUCCUUUUGAUUUGAUUUGUACAUAAUUGUCACGUAAUGCGUGGGUGUCUUUGUCACGCGAUGUAUUAGCAGUAAACAGAUUGAUAGCUCCAUCGCGGUUGCCUAUCUUGUAAAUCAGUUAAGCCUAAAUACACCUUGGGUGAUUUUCUUGGUAUUUAUCUUCCAUCAACACACAAAAACUGAAAGAAAAUCUCAGCCUUAGCCAUGAUAUUCUCAACAUUUUGUUCCCGAAAUUUCGUCAAUUUCUGCGUCGAUGGUCAUGUACAAGGUGCAUUUACAUGUAAACAAAAUGAAAAGAGGUUGGUCGCUAAAGAACACAUAUUUCAAAUAAAUUCAUUGAGCAGAGUUCUUUCACCCAACAGGGAUGAUGUCAAUGGCAGAUUUUCCUUCUACACACUCACAGAGAUCCAAAGACCUAGUUUCCACACAGACACAAAGUGGUUUGGAAUGUAGGCGAUGCUUGACGCAUUUGGCGCUUGGGACCACACGAGAAAAAACUCACAAUGAUUCUGAAGAUAACACGAAAACCAAAGAAUCACUUUGUGGACUUUUAUUCAACUGUUAUGUGCUCUGUCUCUUCGUUCUAGGUUCCUAUAUACCUAUGGAUUAAUUAGCUGGAAGAUGUGUAGAAGCCUGAUCGCAUUUUUGCUUGAGGGCGAUUUCAAGAUUAACAUCGGCAGCCAUUAGAAAUCACCCAAUAUAUAUAUAAUAUGUGUUUAAGCUAAACAUUAUUCCUCUAUGAGGAAUGACGUGGUUCUACAAUAUUUGGUCACGAGACACGUCCUAAAUCAAUGGCGCACAAGCAAAAAUAUUUGAUGCAAUUCAACUAUGGAUAUGUUCUUCCAGAAAAUUGGAGUUCGUAGUUGUACUUGGGGAAUAUUGAUAAAAAAAAAACUUUAAAAUCUUUCUUGAUUUUAGAAGUCCUGUUGGGUUUUGCUGUACAAAUAAGACUUGUAAAAAGAUUUUUAUCAGGCAAUUAUUCAGCAAUACGAAGUAACAGAAAGAAAAUAUCUGUAAAAAAUUAUGUUGUUUAUUGAGUAAUUUUCAAAAAAAGAAACGCGUAGAAUCUGAACGCUUCUUGAAUGUCUCUUCAAAUUAAAUUCAUCAGAGAAAUAUCAAAGCACAAAUAAAUACAUUACAUAUAAAAAAAUCACUUUAUUCGGGGAAAUUCAUCCUCUAUUUCCUUUUCUCGCUCUUCUUGCGUGUAGACUAUGGUGCAAAAGGCA